ACCACAGCACAGAGAGAUCAUCGUCGUCACCAUCCGGUCCUCGAUCGCCACUCAUCACCUUCUCCAAUCUCCAGACUCGUCCAGCAUCAUCCCAUGGCAGGCCAAGUAAUGGAAGCUCAGGCGGCGCGGCUGCAGCCUCCCACCAUGCUGGCGCCGCCGUUCGCGCCGCUGCCGCACAGCACCACCUGCAAGCACGACGUCCACCACCACCACCUCACCACCACGACCACCACCGCCACGAUGGCCGCCACUUCCGGCACCACCACCAACAAUGUUGUUACCAGGACGGGUGGUGCGGCGGCGGCCGACAUGGCCGCCUACCUCCAGCAGCUGCAGGACGCCGCGGAGGCGGCGGCCAAGAGCAGCGGCGGGACCGGCGGCGCGGCGCGCGGGGAGCAGUGCCCGCGGUGCGCGUCGCACGACACCAAGUUCUGCUACUACAACAACUACAACACGUCGCAGCCGCGGCACUUCUGCCGCGCCUGCCGCCGCUACUGGACGCUGGGCGGCUCCCUCCGCAACGUCCCCAUCGGCGGGUCCACGCGCAAGCGCCCGCGCCUGGCGCACCACCAGCACCAGCAGCACGCCAGGCGCGCUCCGGCGGCGGCGGCGGCGGCGCACGUCUUCGGCCUCGGCCUCGGCCUCGGCGGCGCGGCGCCGCCACCGAUGAUGAUGAUGCCUCCCCUGCCCUGUUCGUCGUCGUCGUCGUCGUUGCAGGGACAGGGACAGGGACAGGGACAGGGCGGCGGCGGCCUCCUCGGCUCGCUGUUCGCGCUCGGCGCCGCGGGGGCGCCGCCGCUGCUCGAAGGCCGCGGCGCAGGGUCGUCGUCGUCGUUCGACUUCGACCUCGGGCUCGGGCUCCCGACAGCCGGGCCUUUACACCUGGGCGAGGCGGCGGCGGCCGUGCAGAUGCAAGGCCUCGGGCUUAGAGGGGGAGGUGGCAAUGGCAACGCAGCCGGGUCGUCGUCGUCCUUCCUGUGGCCCGCGGGGCUGCUGGCGGACAACGACGACAGCGUGGACACGUGGACGAAGAUGCCGCCAGGCGCCGGUGCCGGUUCAAUGUGGCCGGACUUCUUCUCUUCUCCGCCGGCGGCAGCGGCGCCACAGACCGGCGGGAUGAUGCUGCAUGGCGGGGCCCAUCUGAUGUGAGAUCGACGGCGUCGGCGUGUGUGCUUCCUUCGUGGCGUCCUACAGUAUAAAAAGCGCUAGCUCUAGGGCAUGCAGCAUACGGAGUACGUACGUAAUAGUAGGUCUCUUUUUUUCCCAGCAUUGUAUUAUUGGAUUGUGUCGUGUCUUGUGUACUCCUACGCAGCAGCGCACGCCGUGCUUCAGGUUCCUGCAGUUUUGGUCUCCCUUGUGUACGUACAGAAUGGUGUAGCUUCAGAUUCGUGGCUGUA
Molecule: messenger RNA, 1397 nt
Organism: Sorghum bicolor (sorghum)
Lineage: Eukaryota; Viridiplantae; Streptophyta; Magnoliopsida; Poales; Poaceae
Product: dof zinc finger protein DOF3.4
Exons: 1
Coding region: 94-1149 (351 amino acids)
Biological process (GO): regulation of DNA-templated transcription
Molecular function (GO): DNA binding; DNA-binding transcription factor activity
Source: RefSeq, a predicted model, not a curated record